ACACACUCACUCACUGGCAUACACCUUCGCUUCUCUUCUUACGCUGCGCACCGCUACCGAUGGAGGACGCGGCGCUUCGUGUUAGAACAAGACGCUGGUUACACAUUUCAGCAGGCUGGGAUCUGUUAGAUCUGAACACCAUAGAGUCAGAAUGAUAAAGCACGGACAGUACUAACCAAGAAUAUUCUUUGCGUAAGGCUCGUUACACAAUUGCAAGGAUUGAACUAACGCGUAAUUCUCCAAGCUGGUUGAUAGGGACAGGCGCACUUGUCCGCUCGGACUCUACUGUAUAUGGAGGGGUGUCGGGAUGGCUUGCACCAGGAGAACCAAAACUUUGGUGUCUACGUGUGUGAUACUAAGUGGAAUGACCAACAUUGUAUGUCUUUUGUAUGUCGGAUGGGUGACUAAUUACAUUGCUAAUAUGUACAUCAAAGUGCCGAUGCCCGUCCCGGCCAAAAAGUUGGAGGGCGAUAGGAAAGGAGAAACUCUGCGGAUUAUAGAGAGACUGGAUCGACUGGAGAAUGUAGUUAACCAGCAUAUACAAGAGUCCCCACUGAAAGGAGAUGACAAUCAGGUAGAUCGAUCUUUUUCGGACUCGUCCUUGUUCAACCACUGGGGUCAGGAUCUGGGGCCAGAGAAUCGCAGGGUGGCCCUUAAGAUGUUCCAGUAUUACGGCUACAACGGUUACCUCAGCGAUCGCCUCGCCAUGGACCGACCGAUCCCAGACUACAGACCUGAUGGGUGCAAAAACAUCACUUAUUCCCCCAACCUGCCCCAGGUCAGUAUAGUCUUCAUCUUUGUGAACGAGGCGCUCUCAGUCAUUCUGCGUUCCAUCCGUUCAGCCAUGAACCGGACCCCAAGCCACCUGCUAAAAGAGAUCAUACUGGUAGAUGACAACAGCAAUAACGAUGAGUUAAAGGAGAAAUUACAGGACUUUGUCAUGGAGACCAAUACCAAGAAGCCCGGUUUCAUUAAAGUGGUGCGGCACAGUAAGCAGGAGGGGUUGAUCCGUGCGCGUGUGAGUGGCUGGAGAGCCUCCUCUGCCCCGGUGGUGGCCCUGUUUGACGCCCACGUCGAGUUCAACACUGGCUGGGCUGAGCCAAUCCUCCAGAGAAUCAAAGAUGACAGAACCAGGAUUAUAUCUCCAUCUUUUGACAAUAUCAAAUACGACACGUUUGAGAUCGAGGAGUACCCGCUGUCAGCUCAGGGCUUUGACUGGGAGUUGUGGUGUCGGUAUCUGAACCCGACAAAAUCCUGGUGGAACUUGAAUAACAGCACUGCGCCCAUCAGGAGUCCUGCCCUGAUUGGCUGCUUUGUGGUGGACCGGCAGUACUUUGCGGAGAUUGGCCUGCUGGAUGAAGGCAUGGAGAUUUAUGGAGGAGAGAACGUGGAGUUGGGUGUGAGGGUGUGGCAGUGUGGUGGAAGUGUGGAGGUGCUGCCCUGUGCUCGUAUCGCUCAUAUCGAGCGUGCUCACAAACCCUACACGGAGGAUCUCACUGCGCAUGUGCGCAGAAAUGCUCUGCGGGUGGCUGAAGUUUGGAUGGAUGAAUUUAAGAGCCACGUCUACAUGGCCUGGAACAUUCCACAGGAGGACUCAGGGAUUGACAUUGGUGACAUCACGGAAAGGAAAGCGUUGAGGAAAAAGCUUCAGUGUAAGACAUUCCGCUGGUAUCUAGUGAACAUUUAUCCUGAGAUGAGAAUGUACACAGACACCAUUGCAUAUGGAUUGUUGAAGAACUCUUUAAAAAGUGACUUGUGUCUCGACCAAGGGCCCGACACAGACAACAUUCCAAUCCUUUACCUCUGUCACGGGAUGACACCUCAGAAUGUAUACUACACCAGCACUCAGCAGUUAUUCGUGGGCAUCUUGAGCCCCACCAUUGAUGACGACGAUAACAAGUGCCUGGUGGAUGUGAAUGGCCGACCGCGACUCAUUGAGUGCAGCUAUGCUGUUUCCAAACGCAUGAAGCUCCACUGGCGCUUUACUCAGGGAGGCUCCAUCCAGAACACCAAGUCAAAGCGAUGCCUUGAACUCGUGGCGAACAACGACAAUGAGUUUGGAUAUCAGCUGACCCUCCAAAAAUGCACGGGCCAGACAUGGACCAUCACCAAUCUGUUGCAUAGCACCUUAUGAUGGUUGCGCAAGGAACAGCAAUGAGAAACGAACUUGGGGACCUUUAAGCCUAAGCACCAGGAUGUCUUUUUUUGAUGAUGACAUCAUAUGAUAAAUGUUAAACAUUUUUCCUAGCUACUGUACUUGUGCAUAUUGAUCAGCAACAUUUGGCAGAUAUUGCUUUGUGUAUUAUGAGGUUCUACACUGUAAUGAGAUUUAUUAUGUGCGAGGUAUUCUUGGCCGCGUCUCGACUUGAAGGUUGUAUCGACUCCGGUGCACACGCUGGGGAUGUAAUUGCUACUGUGUAGCAAAGCUUUGGCAAUGUUCUUGCUGUAUUUCUUUCAAUCUAGUGUCUCAGGUUUGUAGGUUGAAAUUAUUUUGAAAUAACACUGUACAUUUUUGGGACAUGCCAGUAUGGUGGAACAUAUCUAGAUACAUUCAACUGUUUUAUAGCUACAUGUAUAGUGAAUAUUCUCGAUAUUUAUAAUUCAUGGCAUUAAAAGGACAACUCCUA
This is a messenger RNA of Triplophysa rosa, 2627 nucleotides long. RefSeq names its product UDP-N-acetyl-alpha-D-galactosamine:polypeptide N-acetylgalactosaminyltransferase 18b (gene galnt18b). NCBI's taxonomy places the organism in Eukaryota, Metazoa, Chordata, Actinopteri, Cypriniformes, Nemacheilidae. Bases 308 to 2134 code for a protein of 608 amino acids. The record is from RefSeq and is a predicted model, not a curated record. Gene Ontology annotation, cellular component: Golgi apparatus. The transcript is spliced from 11 exons.